Messenger RNA from Fusarium redolens, 2094 nucleotides. RefSeq lists its product as uncharacterized. The record is from RefSeq and is a predicted model, not a curated record. Gene Ontology annotation, molecular function: phosphorelay sensor kinase activity. The transcript has a single exon. NCBI's taxonomy places the organism in Eukaryota, Fungi, Ascomycota, Sordariomycetes, Hypocreales, Nectriaceae. The coding region runs from base 1 to 2094 and encodes 697 amino acids. Gene Ontology annotation, biological process: phosphorelay signal transduction system; phosphorylation.
AUGGAUGUGGUCACCAAGGCGCUCGACGCCAACGUCCCCGCCAUGAGCGAGAUCUUUGAUUUCUUGCCCGUCCCCACUCUUGUCGUCUCACCGUCGUAUCGCAUACAGAGAGCCUCGGCUGGCUUGCUGGAGGCGUGGGGUCGCAGGCGUGAAGAACUUAUCGAUCAAGACCUCUUCAUUGCCCUCUACCAGGGCUCGCCGACCGAAAGAUUCGAUCGUAUUCCCUUCGUCUACGCCAUUGAAACUGCUCUUGCGGCUCGAGCUCUCCGUCUGUGCUAUGCGGCCUAUUUUGCAAAUGGUAUUUCUUGGACUGCGCGCAUUAUGCCUGUCCACAGAGAUGACGAACUGCUGUGCUUGAUCUUGGAAUGGGAUAAGGCCGAACUCCAUAUCACACUUCCUGAUGGUAGGAUAGCGCAGAGCUGGCUGCCUAUUGAUGAUACUUUCCGCAUCCUCAUCCAAGAUGUCAAGGAUUACGCCAUCUUCCUUCUCGAUACCAGCGGAAACGUGAUGACCUGGAAUACUGGAGCCGAGCUAAACAAGGGUUACAAGAGGGAAGAAAUCAUCGGUAAGCACUUCUCGACUUUUUAUGGCGAGGAAGAUAUCCGGUCUAGGAAGCCCGAAAGAGAACUCGAGAUUUGCUUGCGUGAAGGUAGGGUGGAAGAUGAGGGUUGGCGCUACCGCAAGGAUGGCAGCCGAUUCUGGGCUAACGUCGUUAUCACGGCCAUCUAUAAGAACGACAUCCACGUCGGCUUCGGCAAGGUCACCCGGGAUCUUACUGAGCGAAAAGACGCAGAACUGCGGCUAAUUGCUGCUUACGAGGAGAGCACGAAGUUGAAGAAUGAUUUUCUAGCAAACAUCAGUCACGAGAUCCGUACGCCGAUGCAUGGUGUGCUCUCUGCUUGCUCCCUGCUUCUAGAUAGCCGCCUAACCGAGGAGCAGCGGGAGACGGCUAAUAUGAUUGAAGAGUCUGGCCAUGUGCUGUUGCGGACUAUCAAUGACAUCCUCGACUACUCCAAGAUUGCAGCAGGCAGUUUUUCCAUCAAGAAUGACAAGGUUGAUAUCGCUAGUGUGGUCACAUCUGUCGUGCAUUCUGUGCAGACCACUGUGCAACCGGAAGUGUCGCUGAGACUGAACCUGUCACCAAACUUGCCAAAGUGGGCAGAAGGGGAUCCUCUGAGGUGCCGCCAAGUUGUUGAAAAUAUUGUCAGCAAUGCCGUGAAGUUUACCGAACAGGGGUACAUUCUGGUGAGGGUAUCGCUGCUCGCGGAAGACGUGGCCACUCACACGAUCCUGACUGAGGUCUACGACACUGGACAUGGUGUGACGGAAGAUGACGCCCAGAAACUGUUCAAGCCAUUCACGCAGCUUGAUACUCCGUAUCAGAAGCGUCGCCAAGGAACUGGGCUCGGACUGUCCAUCGCAAAAUCAAUCGCUGAGCUGUUGGGUGGGAAUAUUGGAUACAAACCUAACCCGGAACAGAAGGGCAGCAUCUUUUGGUUCUCAGUAAAGCUUAAGAAGCUCAACAGCCUUCAGCAGAUCCAAACCGUCGACGCUCUGCCAGACCCUAGCAGCGACCUGUCGCGACAGGAGGUUUCACAAGGCGAGGGUCUUGCGGCGCAGCUGACACAGUUGGUGAAGAUCUCGCCGACGGCGCGGAUCCUCGCGGCCGAGGAUAACAUUAUCAACCAAAAAAUCCUGGUCGGAAUGCUGCAUGACUUUGGAUUCCAGCACAUAACAGUUGUUUCGGACGGCGCCCAGGCGGUCUCGACACUAUCCGAGGCGGCUGGUGCCUUUGAUCUGAUACUGAUGGAUAUUAGUAUGCCGGUCAUGAAUGGUUACGAGGCGACGGUCCGGAUACGGAACAGUGGCAUACGUCUACCCAUAAUCGCCAUGACUGCCUACGCGCUAAAGGGUGAUAUGGAGCGUUGUUUGGAGAAAGGCAUGGAUGACUACAUCUCCAAGCCAAUGAAUAGGCAACUGCUAAUGAAGAAGCUGCUAAAGUGGCUUGUACGCCCGGGCGGUGCGGUGCUGGCCACCACUGCACGAGGGCGACAGAAAGUUCCGCCUUGUCAGCAUUCGACUUCCCAGCAGUAG